AUGCAGUCCCAAGAAAUAAAUAACCAGAGAACCACCAUCGAUAUAUUCAAUAAUUUGAACGGGUUCGAUGACAGUAUUGUUCAAUCAGUUGAAGAACUAGAAAUUCCAUCUUGCUCAAGAGAAGGUGGACAACGAUCAGAAAUAAUACGACAUGAUCUCUUCAAUUCUUAUAAUUCUCUGCCUGAGAGUAAUCAAUACCAACCAGAACGACGAUUCGACGUUGCUCUUCGUCAUAUUGCCGAUAAAUAUGAAAUUAGAGAACAAUUCAGCCAGAAGCUUCCUCUACUUGAACAUUACAAAAUCAUUAUCGUCUGUGAUGAUUCGGGUUCAAUGAAAACACCUGUUGAGCACACAAAUGAAACACGAUGGGAUGAACUUUGUAAAAUAGUCAAAACCAUCCUGGAAAUCGCCGUGAUUUUUGACUCAAAUGGUGUCGAUAUUCAUUUUCUCAAUCGUUCACCAAUGCUUCACGUCACAGAUCCAACACUAAUUGAUGAACAGUUUUCUAUACCACCUCGUGGCUUCACGCCCUUAGUUCCUGUUCUCACACGAAUCUUUUCAUCACCAGAAGCUCAGCGUGGAAGAGACAAGAAGUUCCUCGUGUUCGUUGCAACCGAUGGAACACCCACUGAUAACAAAGGUAAUGUCAACAUUGAUCAACUGGAGGACGUGAUGACUCGAGUACGCAAUGCUGAGACAACCCAUGUUAUGUUUCUGAUAUGUACAGAUGAUCCUGCCUGUGUCGAAUAUUUAGUUGGUUUUGAUAAAAGAAUGGCUAACGUUGAUGUGACUGAUGAUUUUUUCACCGAAAGGGAGAAAGUAUGGAAGAAGAACGGUCCGGCCUAUCCGUUUUCCAGAGGUGAAUAUAUAGCGAAAACGUUACUUGGUGCGAUAGAUCCAGAGAUAGAUGCUAUCAAUGAUACGCCUUAG
Adineta ricciae is the source of this 930-nucleotide messenger RNA. NCBI's taxonomy places the organism in Eukaryota, Metazoa, Rotifera, Eurotatoria, Adinetida, Adinetidae. The record is from the annotation of a GenBank genome assembly.